Messenger RNA from Conger conger (European conger), 2054 nucleotides. RefSeq lists its product as uncharacterized. NCBI's taxonomy places the organism in Eukaryota, Metazoa, Chordata, Actinopteri, Anguilliformes, Congridae. The transcript has 2 exons. Bases 76 to 1059 code for a protein of 327 amino acids. The record is from RefSeq and is a predicted model, not a curated record.
ACCGCCAAGCCAGACGUGGAGUGGGAGACUGCGGCUUCCUCAUCCGAGGAGUCUGAGAAGGGGGCCAAGGGCUGGAUGCACCCAGCAGCUCCGACAGCCGCAAGGUCGACAGGUGGACCAGAUGGAGAGCUACUGGCAUUGAUGAGGGACUUCAUGGCAGGACAGCAGCGGAGAGAGGAGAACCUGUUGGCAGAGAUCCGAGGCCUAAGGGUUGCUAAACCACGGACUGACCUGUUGCCUCGGCGUGCCACCCAGCCCCAUCGAGAUGGUGACCAAGUACAGCCUGCUCCGAACCUGCACAUCGCAGCCACCCCAAGCACACUGACGGCAAGCAGUCCCAGACUUAACCUGCCAACACCAGCACCCCCGCGUGGGCGCCAGGAGACACCAGCAGAGGCAUCCGAUCACCACUUUUCAGACCUGGACAACAGCCCAGACCAGCCAAGGUCAGAGUGGAGGCAUUAUAACGAACCAAAAAUGCCACAAUAUCAGAGGGGCGAGGACAUUGAAAACUAUUUAUUACGUUUCGAGCGCAUUGCCAAAAUGUGGAAAUGGCCGGAGAGCGAGUGGGCAUGCAGACUCGUUCCACUGCUGGCGGGGAAGGCAUUGGAGGCCUACACUGCAAUGGAUGAGGACAGAGCACACCACUAUACUGACCUGAAGGCAGCGCUGUUGGCGAAAUUUGACAUCUCUCCAGAGACCUACCGGCUGCAGUUCAGAUCAACGAAUGUACCACCGGGCGAGAGCCCCACCGAGACCUACCACCGCCUGAAGGGCCUCUACCGACGCUGGAUUCGGCCAGGGCAGCACACCAAGGAGGAGGUUGGAGAGGCCAUCAUCUUGGAGCAGUUACUCCGGGUACUUCCUUUUGAGGUGAGGACCUGGGUGAAGGAGCAUGAGCCAGCAGAGGGACUUACAGCUGCCAAGCUGGUUCUGCAGUACCUCAACGCUCGGAGAGGAGGACCAGCUACACAUUUCACCAGUGCAGCACGCCGCCCAACACCCCAGCCCAGGCCUGCAAGGAGAGAGGAGUGUCCAGGAUUGCCAUGGACGUUGUAGGCCCUCUAGUGAAGAGCAGCGGUGGUCAUCAGUACAUUCUGGUCGUGUGUGACUAUGCCACCCGUUUCCCAGAGGCCUUUCCCCUGCGCACCAUCACCGCUCCCACUGUUCUGCGUGCUUUGGUUCAACUGUUCUCCAGAGUGGGGAUACCAGACGAAAUCCUCACGGACCAAGGGACCAACUUCACCUCCAGGUUGAUGCAGCUCUUCCAUAAACAACUGGGCAUCUCAGCAAUCAAGACCACCCCAUACCACCCACAGACUGACGGUCUGGUUGAAAGAUUCAACCAGACACUGAAGAAGAUGCUACAAAAGUUUGUGGAUGACACUGGCAAGGACUGGGACCGCUGGUUGCCAUUUCUACUCUUCGCCUACUGAGAAGUUCCCCAGGCCUCAACAGGUUUCUCCCCAUUUGAGCUGCUAUAUGGCUGGGAUGUACAGGGGCCAUUGGAUCUGGUCCAAAAGGGCUGGGAGAGUCCUUCCACCACUCCAAGUGACAGAGGCGUGGUGCAGUUUGUGUUGGAGAUGAGGGAUCGGCUGGCAAGAUACCAGGACGAGGCAGAGGUCAACCUGCGUGAGGCCCAGAAAAGCCAGAAGACCUGGUAUGACAAACAGGCUCGGCACCGUGAGUUCCAGCCUGGCCAAAAAGUCUUGCUACUUCUCCCUUCUUCCAACAGCAAGCUCUUGGCGAAAUGGCAAGGACCCUACAUCAUCACCCGCAAGAUGGGCCCAGUCACUUACGAGGUCCAUCAACCUGAAAAGAAGAAACCAGUACAGACCUACCAUGUGAACCUACUAAAAGAGUGGAAGGAGCGUCCGAUCCAAGCACUGAUGGUGAGGGAGGUGGACAUGGAAGAGGAAGAGGAGACCGAACUGGAAACCCUAUCUAAGACUGCUACUCCUGUGCUGGCACAUCUUGCACCAGAGCAAGCUGCACAGCUCCUCCAGGUUUUUCAGGAGGCUCGUUCCCUCUUUGCUACCAGCCCAGGACAAACC